AUGUCAUCUUCGUCUUACUGGGGCAAGGCAGCUCCGAAGCAGCAGUCUCGUUCACCCAGCCAAACAAGUGGAAGUGAUGACCCAGUCUUUGUGAGUCCUGAAAGCUCUGUUGCUUCUGGAAUGCCAAAGAAGCCAGAAACUACUCUUUUUGGUGACUCCAACACGCCUCAAAGAUCAACUCAGCAGGAGCAUCAAGCAACUUCUGCCUCUGAUGAGUCAUCAACUUCCUCUGGAAUGCCGCAAAAGCCAGAAGCAGCGAGGUUAGGCGGUACAGUAAAGCCUAAUUCAGAGCCUAACGCCGCCAAAAAACAGCAAUUCAAAAGACUCGAGCAAAUUUCUGGCGACGAAGAAGGCGAGCAAACCGGCAAUUCUCGAUUUAAAAAGCAAGUCGUCGAGGAGGAAGAACAACCAGCCGCUCUCCCUCGAGGUCAAAAACCGCCAAGAGCGAAUCAACGAAAAUAUCUUCCUCCGAGAAAUACCGAUGGAGAGGAACUUCGUCAACUUAGAGUGAGAAACCAAGAGCUCGAAAAUGAUUUGAGAAUGAAAGAACAACAGCUGAAAAACCAACAAGAAGAAUUUGAAGAGGAAAAAGCUGCGGAACACGAGGAUCUGUUGAACCAAGUUGAUGACUUGACCGAACAAUUGGACAAAAUAACGAUGGAAAGAAACGAUCUUGUUGCCGAAAACAACGACAUCAAGGAGCGCAACGAAACUCUCGACGCCGAGUACAAGCAAAUGGAACUCGAUCUCGCUGCAAAAGACGAAGAAAUAAAGCGAAUCCGAGCCCAAGUCCGUGAAGGACCAGUUAAGCGAGCCGAUCACAUCAAGCUCAAGAAUAACUACAAUGCUUUAAUCGACGAACUGGAGAAGCAAGAAGCUCGAAUCAGAAGCGAAAUGGUCUCAAAGGCGGAUUUUGCGGCGAUGGAGCAAAGCAAGGAAAACUACAAAAACAAGCUCAUCGAGAAAAACGAAGAAGUGGACCAGUAUCACAAAGAAAUGAAAGCUCAUGUUUCUGGAAUAAUGACUUCAAAGGAAAAUCAACAAAAGACCUAUCAAGAAUGCCUCAAAACGAUGGAACAAAACGAGCAGAAGUGGAGACGAGCGCUGGAAAAUUCUGAAAAUCGACAUCGCUAUUUUAUCAGCAGAAGCAAUGAGGCAGAAUAUGAGCUGAAUCGGGUGAAAACUGAGCUUCACUGGAAAAACCAAGAUCUUCAGUCGCUAAAUGGUCGAAUUCACGAGCAAGAUCGCGAAAUUUCCCGACUUUCCAGAGCCGAAGAAGACCUCCAUCGAAACAUCAAAGAACUGAUGACUAAGCAUGAAGACAUUGUUCAUCAAAAAAUGCAAGCAGAACAACAUCUUCAAGAUCAUGCUCAAAGAAACGAAGCUGAUCAGAAACGACUUCAAGAACUCAAAAGACAGCAAGAUGAAAUGGCGAGGCAAUUGCAAGUUGGACAGGAUGAACGAAAUAGGCUCAUGACGAGUCGCAAAAAUUUUGAAAAAAGAGUCAAAGACAAUGAAAAUCAAUUCAAAAACAAGCUCAAAGAGCAAGAAGAAAAACUCGAGACAUUUGAAGAACUUGAAGAAGGUACAGUUUGA
Oikopleura dioica is the source of this 1596-nucleotide messenger RNA. The record is from the annotation of a GenBank genome assembly. Lineage: Eukaryota; Metazoa; Chordata; Appendicularia; Copelata; Oikopleuridae.